GACUUCCCUUGGCCUCGUCUCUGCCUGAAGACACUCCCCGCGGGGGGAGCGGGGAGGAGAGGAGCGCGCCAGACAGCCCGCCUGGAGUCCGUGCCUCUUUUUCCUGCACGUCCAAUAAGCGGAAACUCUACCCCGCCAAAGCGAGGCAGCUCCCUCCUGGCCAGAGGCUGCGUGCGCGCCUCGCCCGCCAGCGGGGAACCAGCUCGAGAUUUCCUCCCUCCCCUCCCCCGGAAUGCCCAGUCCCCCGGGGGUGGGCAGGAGAGGGCGGGGGCUGCCACACCGAGAAGCCCCUCCCUGAUCGCCGCAGCACCUGUGGAGCACGAGGCGAUCGGGGCCCCGCCGCCUCCCUUGCGCAGAGCGGAUCCAAGGCGUCCCUGGGUUUGGCGCGUCCCUUGCCAAGGCGCUGCCUUUUUUCCUUUUUUUUUGGUGCCACGCCCGGGUUUGCAGGACGCCGCCGAGCUGCCGCCGCCGCUCUUGCUGCUCAGCAUUCGAGGGGCGAGAGGAGCGAAGGGCCGGAGCGAUUGGGACGUGCCCGCCGGCUGGCCGCGCAACAUGAGGCGAAGAGCGGGCGAGCAGUCGAGGCGAGCGGCGGGAAGCGCCUCGGGUCGCUUGGGGAUUUUGCCACACUGAAAGACUGAAGGGGGAAAAAGAGAGAGAAGGGGAGCCUCGGACCCUGGUCGGUUGCUACGGAGCGGCUCCCGAGUCUCCUCGGGAUGGGGAGGAAGGGCUCUUCCUAAAUGCCUCGCUUGCGGCUUCCCCGGGCGGGCGUGCAACAAAUGGCAGCCAAGCCUGUGAUCCGGGCUGCAGUCGCAGCAGCGGCGACUCCCAGGUGAGGCUUAAAGGCUCCGGUCUGCAAGCUGCAGCUCUCCAUGCCUGCCUGCGCCUCGCCUUCCCUUCCUGAGUCACCCCGCCGCACUUGACCUCUCACCCAUAAGAUAUGAGAUGACACCAUGUGAUUCAUUCAGCAAGAUCUCUUUCUACCUCUUUGACAGCAAAAAGGAGCAUCCUAUGAGGAGAUUGGCAGAUAGGAGGCUUCCUGGCAACCUCCAAGGCUUCUCACCAACACGUCAGAGCUGCGAUACGUUCACAGGAACGUGUUUUUAAAAAGAAAACUUGUCAUGAAGAAGUCUACACAUUAACACAUUUUCAGAUGACAUCACCGAAGAGAAUGAGGUUGUGAUUUUGUUGCCUGAGAACUUUUGCCACCACUGUUGGGUAAAUGAGAAGUGGCCGUGUGAUUAUGCUGACAUCCCAGCAUGCAUUUGGUAGACCUGUGGUUAACUCGUUCCCUCUCCAUGUGUCUGCUCCUACAAAGCUUUGUCCUCAUGAUACUGUGCUUUCAUUCUGCCAGUAUGUGUCCCAAAGGUUGCCUUUGUUCCCAUUCUGGAGGUUUAAAUGUCAGUUGCAGCAAUGCAAAUCUCAAGGAAAUACCCAGAGAUCUUCCUCCCGAAACCGUCUUACUUUAUUUAGACUCCAAUCAGAUAACAUCCAUCCCAAAUGAAAUUUUCAAGGACCUGCACCAACUGAAAGUCCUAAACUUAUCCAAAAACAUCAUCGAAUUUAUAGAUGAACACUCGUUCAAAGGAGUGGCAGAAACCUUGCAGAUGCUGGACUUGUCAGACAACCGGAUCAAAAGUGUGCACAAGAGCGCUUUCAAUAACUUAAAAGCUCAACCCAGAAUCGCAAACAAUCCUUGGCACUGUGACUGCACUUUGCAGCAGGUCCUGAGAAGCAUGGCCUCCAACCAUGAAACAGCCAACAGCGUCAUCUGUAAGACUUCAGAGUUAGACGAACAUGCUGGGAGAUCAUUCCUUAAUGUUGCUGAUGCUGACCUCUGUAACCUUCCUAAAAAGACUACUGAUUAUGCCAUGCUGGUCACCAUGUUUGGCUGGUUCACCAUGGUGAUAUCCUACGUCGUUUAUUACGUGCGGCAAAAUCAAGAAGAUGCACGCAGGCACCUUGAGUACUUGAAAUCCCUGCCAAGCAGGCAAAAGAAACCCGAGGAAGCAGAUGAUAUUAGCACUGUGGUAUAGGGCCAGUAAUUCAGUGACUGGCUUUGACGGGGAAUUUAAAUGAGGGUAGCACGAAUGCCAGAUGUUUACUUCUAACAUUCGUUGUAAACAUAUAAGACUUUUUUCCCAAUUCAACUGAAUUACACUGCUGUCAAAACUUUCUAACAAAAGAUUUAUGUUGAGGGGGUGAUUACAGUACACUUUUAUUGUUUCUUUGGUGGUAUUCUAAACCAAGUAAACUAAUAUGUAAG
This is a messenger RNA of Gekko japonicus, 2263 nucleotides long. RefSeq names its product leucine rich repeat containing 3B (gene LRRC3B). The coding region runs from base 1257 to 2033 and encodes 258 amino acids. The record is from RefSeq and is a predicted model, not a curated record. The transcript has 3 exons. Gene Ontology annotation, molecular function: protein binding. NCBI's taxonomy places the organism in Eukaryota, Metazoa, Chordata, Lepidosauria, Squamata, Gekkonidae.